This is a messenger RNA of Ictidomys tridecemlineatus (thirteen-lined ground squirrel), 1078 nucleotides long. Its product is annotated as olfactory receptor 14C36. Gene Ontology annotation, cellular component: membrane. Gene Ontology annotation, molecular function: G protein-coupled receptor activity; olfactory receptor activity. Lineage: Eukaryota; Metazoa; Chordata; Mammalia; Rodentia; Sciuridae. The record is from RefSeq and is a predicted model, not a curated record. Gene Ontology annotation, biological process: G protein-coupled receptor signaling pathway.
GAGACCAGUAAUGGACGUCCCUCCAUGCACAGAUUACCUAACACAGCAGUAAACACUUGGAGGAAGAACAUCUGAGAUGGUUGUUGACUUCUGUAUGCCCCUUGUCUUCUUUCCUCUGCCUCCCAGUCGACAGCAUCUCCACAAGAUGGCCAACUCCACCAUGGUGACCGAGUUUCUCCUCAUGGGCUUUGCUGAAGGCUGGAAACUAAGGUUCCUGUACUCCAUGUUAUUCUUAUUCAUGUACCUGGCCACCCUCUUAGGGAACCUUCUCAUCGUCACCGUCACCACUGCUGACCAGAACCUGCACACGCCCAUGUACUUCUUCCUCAGGAACCUGUCUGUCUUGGACAUGUGUUAUAUUUCCGUCACUGUCCCCACUGCCUGUGUCAACUCUCUCACUGGCCACAGGGCCAUUUCAGUGGCUGGCUGUGCAACCCAGAUCUUCUUGGUCAUUUUUUGUGCCUUUGUGGAGAUUCUGUUUCUCACCAUCAUGGCCUGGGACCGUUAUGUGGCCAUCUGCCAGCCCCUCCAUUAUUCAACUAUCAUAAACCUCCAACUUUGUGUCCGCCUGACCCUGGCUUCCCUGCUCAGUGGCCUGGUCUACGCAGGUGCACACACUGGAAACACAUUACAGCUGAACUUCUGUGGCUCCAACGAGGUCCCUCAGUUUUUCUGUGACAUCCCCUCCCUGCUGAGGCUCUCUUGCUCUGACACGUCCAGCAAUGAGCUCUCCAUUCUCAUCUCCGCUGUGGUGGUCUGUGGAGGCUGCUUUGUUUUCAUCGCCAUGUCCUAUGUGCGCAUAUUUUCUACUGUGGUCAGAUUCCCCACACAGGAGCAGGGGAAGGCCUUCUCCACCUGCAUCCCCCACAUCCUCGUGGUGACCGUCUUCCUUAGUUCUAUCUCUUACGUGUAUCUAAGGCCACCAGUGACCUCUGAGGCGAUUCAGGACAUAGUUCUCUCUGUGUUUUACACUAUUGUUCCUCCCCUCUUGAAUCCUGUCCUCUACAGUCUCAGAAACAAACAGGUAAAAGAAGCUGUGCGGAAAGUCAUAUUGAGAAGGGUUUAUUCCGGAGCAUAA